AUGACAUCACACAAGUCUACUUAUCAAAUUCUCGCUCAAGCCGAAACAUUGCUGAUCUAUGGUAUAUUUCUAUUUUUAACCGGCCUGACACAAAUUGCAGUAACGAUUGGUCAACGAUACGUCAUCGAAAGAAAUAAACAGAAUGGUACUCAUAUAAAUUUUCUCAAUCUAUUUCCGGCAUCGUAUUCAAUUAAUGAUAUUCACCUUUGGUUUAUUUAUCCAUCAGCAUUCUUUACGAUUAUUCCAUGUCUUUGUUGUGUAAUCUACGCCAUAGUUAAACGCCCAUUUAUGACGAUUUUCAUUUGUAUGUCAUCGCUGAUAAGUUUUAUUUCAUCAUCAGUCUACAUCGGUCUUCUUAUUAUUCAUACACUUGAAUAUUGGCAAACGAUUUCUUCAUCGCGUUUGAAAUCAUUUAGUACAACGACGGCAUCGACGACAAUACCUACAAUACAACUUCUUGUACCGUUCGAUGAGCCUGCAACGUUUGUUAAUCUUGCACUACUUAUAACAUUUACAUUAGCACUUGUACAAACACUUUUAUCAUUGAUUGGCGCCGUUAUUUCUUGCCUGUGGUCAUCAUGUUGUACGAAUCCAGUACCAACUUGUAAACCUAUCGCAACUAAUUCUCAUUAUUCUCAAACUACUCCCCAUCGAUUUGAUUCAUCCCAUUCAACACCAUUGCGAAACUUGAAACGUCAUCAACCUUCCGAAACUCAUCGAUUUAUCAUUACACAAGAUCCAUCGGAUUCGUUGAUCAAUGGCUUUAUACACAAAAGUCCGCUCAUUCGGAGCAAUUACGAUGAUGUUUAA
This is a messenger RNA of Adineta ricciae, 810 nucleotides long. The record is from the annotation of a GenBank genome assembly. NCBI's taxonomy places the organism in Eukaryota, Metazoa, Rotifera, Eurotatoria, Adinetida, Adinetidae.